Suricata suricatta (meerkat) is the source of this 1112-nucleotide messenger RNA. It is a transcript of the gene UBE2L6, whose product is annotated as ubiquitin conjugating enzyme E2 L6. NCBI's taxonomy places the organism in Eukaryota, Metazoa, Chordata, Mammalia, Carnivora, Herpestidae. The transcript has 4 exons. The record is from RefSeq and is a predicted model, not a curated record. Bases 100 to 561 code for a protein of 153 amino acids.
UGGCCGGGGGCGUGGCCGGGCGGGGCGCUCCAGGUCCAGGUCCGCUGGCGGGACGCAGUGCUGCUGCAGCGCUCGGAAACCCCCACGCUCGCUCCGGAGAUGUCUGCCAGCAAGCGGGUGGCGAAGGAGUUGGAGGACCUUCAGGCAAAGCUUCCCUCGUACCUGCGGGACCUGUUCAGCCACGAUGCGGACGUCCUGGUGUGGCACGCACUCCUCCUGCCCGAAAAGCCCCCCUACAACCUCAAGGCUUUCCACCUGCGCAUCAGCUUCCCCGAGAACUACCCGUUCAAGCCCCCUACGGUGACAUUCACAACCAGGAUCUACCAUCCCAACGUGGGCCAUGAUGGAGAGGUCUGCCUGCCCAUCAUCAGCAAGGAGAACUGGAGUCCUUACAUGAAGGCCUGCCAAGUCUUGGAGGCCCUCAACAUGCUGGUGAACAAACCCGACCUGGGGCAGCCGGUCCGGUUGGAGCUCGCAGACCUGCUGGCGCAGGACCCGGAGCUGUUCCACCGGGAGGCCAGAGAGUUCACCCUCAACUAUGGAGCCGACCGGCCCUCCUAACUGGUUCUGACCCCUCUCUUCGCUGGCUCCUCUCUGCAUGAUGGAUGGACAUUUCGUGGAAGGGGGGAGGCUGGGCCCCCCUCUCGUUUGUUCCAUGGCUUCCUUCUUAGCUGAUUAGUCAUGAGCCUGUGCGUGUGUGUGGCGUGUGGCCCCGUUCCCAGGCUCACCUGGCCACAGCGUGCUUUUCCUGCUCUUUUUCACGUUCUUUCAGUGACAGGCCGGCUCUCCAGUGCUCUGUGGUCUCACAGACACAGGUCACCGUCAGGCCAGCUGGCAGGAAAUGAGCCCAGGAGCCACCUCGAGUACCCCUCGGGCCCAGGCAUCAGGCAGCGGAGGGGACGUGAGGACUAUGGAGGGGACGCGGGGCCCUUGCAGAGAAUCGUAUUUACACUUGAGUGAUCUGUUUAUUGAGUGUUUGAAGUCAGCUGGACCGCUGAUAAUUACUUUGUGUCUAGAUUUAUGUGCUAAACCUUUUCUUUUCCAAUGAGAAAUCACAAACUGAGGAACCUAAUCACUAUCCAGAAAUCUGACUAUAUGUUGUUUUUUUAUAA